This is a messenger RNA of Brassica napus (rape), 883 nucleotides long. Its product is annotated as protein PATRONUS 1-like. Gene Ontology annotation, biological process: regulation of mitotic cell cycle. NCBI's taxonomy places the organism in Eukaryota, Viridiplantae, Streptophyta, Magnoliopsida, Brassicales, Brassicaceae. Bases 151 to 735 code for a protein of 194 amino acids. The transcript is spliced from 5 exons. The record is from RefSeq and is a predicted model, not a curated record.
AAUUCACUUUCUCGCUUGAUUCGGUCUCUCUCUUCUUUAAUCAUCGAUAAAAGCAAAGAAACAAGAUCGAAAAAGUUAGCGUCAAACAUUCUCCACUUCUCUCUCCCAAAAGAAAACUCACGAAGAAACUGCUUCUUCUGACUUAGAUCUAUGGCGAACAUGAACACUCUUCAACAGAUGAUCUUCCCUGACGAGAACGCUCCGAUUCAUCGCAAAAAGAGUGUUGCUGCUGCUUCUGUGAAAAGUACCAAAGGAACUGUUCUUGGUCAGAAGAAGAAACCUGGAGGGGCUCGUAAGGCUCUGAAUGAUAUCACAAACAAGUCUGGUGCUCAUCCCAAAGCUUCUUCUAAGAACAAGCAACUCGUGUCUGCUGCAACUGCUUUAAAGGGAGAAAUCAACAUAGCUGGAGAGAUGUUCUUGCAUGAUCACAGCAAGUGCAUCAAAGAGCAGCAGAGUCUCUGGGAUGAUCACUUCUCUGCUGAUAUUCUACUCCACCAUGAUUCUUCUAGCGUCAAGGGAAAGCAUCUCAAGUAUGACACAGAAAUGAUGGAUGGUAAGAACAAUCUGACUUGUGAGGAACCAGAAGAGAUUCCAUCUCCCAAGAUGACUGAUUGGCUCAAGAGCUCAACUCCAUGGCGCUCCCCAGUCCGUCAUGGCUCUUUGAUGAUGCCUUCCACUCCUCUGGCUUGGCGGUUUGAUUCAGAUGAAUUCACUCUCAAGGAAGACCUCUUCUGAAUCUCAUUACAAUCUCAUUCAUCCUUCAGAUGAAGUAGUAGUAGCAAGCAAUUAUCUUUUGUUUAAAGAUGCCUCAGUUCUUCAUGUACUUUUAACAACUCUGUAACUGAUUUCUUGAAAUAAAAGAGUUGGAAUCUUUUCAUUCUCA